Molecule: messenger RNA, 12109 nt
Organism: Alligator mississippiensis (American alligator)
Lineage: Eukaryota; Metazoa; Chordata; Crocodylia; Alligatoridae
Exons: 7
Coding region: 3327-4394 (355 amino acids)
Source: RefSeq, a predicted model, not a curated record
UGAAGUAAAGGCUUGUUUGGUCUUUUUUUUUUUUUUUUUUUUAACUUUUGGGUUUGUUUGUUUUUUCAUGUCUCUCUCUUUUUGGGAAAAACACUACUUAUUAGUGUUGGGAUGAAAUCAUUUGGGCAGUGGGGCAUUUUGCUGAGUGGAUAUAAAAGCCUGUUUGUAGAGUUUGGGAUGAGAUGGAUAGUUUGGGAGACUUCUACAGUUGCUCUUCUCUGACUGUCAGAAAGAGUAUUUGGUGACAGCCCCUCAACAGAUGAGAAGAAAUAAGCAAGCAACCACCCUUGGGUAGCCAAGGCAGAGAAAUGGGUCUGCAGAGGAUAAUACACAACAUGGCCAAAGGAUUAAACAGCCCAAGGAGAGAGCACCAUUUGUAUAUUCUGCUACAAGCACAGUAACUGGUACCUGAAAGAAGACAUAUUCAUCCUUCAGCAUUUAUGAUGGAUGCUUAUGGUCCUUGUGGUGUUUAAACAAAACAUUACUUGAGGUAGAGAUCAUAAGAAACAGGUUGAGGAUUUCUUUGCCACAGUCUAUUCAUGCACAGGAUGCUGAUUCUACACAAGUGGCCUCCCUUUGGACAAUUCUUGAUUUAGGAGAUUAACAGAUCCCCAAAUACAUGGAUUUCAGUUCUCUUCCUCUUCCUCUUCUUCUAGAAGACCAUCUUCCUUUGAGUGUUGCUGCAGGGAAGACUUACUGCAACUGGAAGCACAAAGGCUGUAAACACCAGACUGACUUUGAACUUGGAUAUUCAGCUCGGUGUUGCAAGCCAGAGUGGGACAGAACUUGUGAUCCAGAGAGGGAGUGGGAAUGGUGCUCCGAUAUCAGUGGCACCUUGAAGAUGGAGGAGGAGAAGGAAGGCCCCGUUGUGCUGGAUACCGUCCAACUGUACAGUAAUAGAACGUUCCUUCUCAAUGGAGUAUACAUAAGGGCAAACAAGCCUGGGAGGGGAAAGGUCCUUGAAAGGAAAAGUGACUUGGCCAGAGUCAUAUAACAAUAAAUGCAGAUCACAAAUCCAGAUCCUGUGAUCCUGCCUACAUUCUGCACUGCUGUUAUGGCUUUCCAUUAGAAUACCAUUAUUUUUUAACACAAAAUCUUCCUUUAUUUUACAAUGAAAGAAAGUGAAGAACUAAAAUACAUUUUAAAAAAAGGUUGGUCAUUCUGAAUUCCUGUUAAUAAAAUAAAAUUAAAAAAAACCAAACAGAGAUUACAAUGAUGCACCCUAUUUGAUGGAUGAAAAGUCGUGUUGAUUUCAUCCAAAUUCUUUGGUGAGGGAAAGAAGAGAGUUUUUGUUUGGCUUACAAUUUUGUGGUGCAUGUCUACACUAGCUUGUCUACACUUUUGUAAAAUUCCAUUCAAGCUCUAUUUAAUAUGCAGCAGAAUUAUUGUACUUGCUAUAUAUCAACUUUAAAUCUGUUUCAAUACAACCUGAAAUGCCUUUCUUGCAGUAUAUCACUUCAUCAGUCUAGCUUAACUAGAGCUGCUUUGUCAUUUUUUAUUGCCCCCAUAAAAUCUAGGAAUGGAACACUUUGAUUUUUCUAGCAGUAAUUUUUAUUACUUAGGCUUUUUUUUUAAAGUACUUGUCAAUGAGAUACAGUACUUGCACAGAGUAUAUUUUUCAGCUCUGCAUUAUAUUGUUAUUUCAAUUUAUUUUAGACAGAAUGCGUAACAUUCAUCAAAAUAAUACCUAUGGUAUUUCAAAUGAGUGUAUUAUGAAUAUAAUUAGAAUGGAUAUAAACCUACUUCAUCCAUCAAGAUUCCUAUAUUUUGUUGCCUGCAUCUAAGCGUAUGGCAUCUUUCAAGUAAGCCUUAAAUGAUAACUCACAUUGUGCUUUUAAUGCUGCACAUAACAUCAUAUCACAACGUGGGGGAGGGAGGGAAAUUAGGUUCUUGUAAUUUUUAUGUUUUAAUUUCAAUUUUUUAGAGCCGUCUAGAUUUUUCCUUGGAGUGAGUUGUACCAGACAGUUUUAUUCCCCCCGCAACCUUAGGCAUAUAGAAAUUGCCAUAUUAGAGCAGGCCGGUGAUCUAUCUAGUGUACUAGUCUGCCUGUUUCUUAUACUCGUAAGAGGAAAAUGUAAAAUAUGAUGCUACAUGUUAUGGAAAUGUCUGUUCACUGGGAGAGAUUCUUCCUAAUCUGCUUCAGUUUUAGUUUAGUGUGUGCCCUGUAGCAUGAAGAUUUAUAGCCUUCCCAAAAAAAAUGGAGAUACAGUUAUUUAAUUCUCCCCUUCCCUUCCCUCAUUGGUGAUAUCGGUUCUAGUCUAGGUCCUGCCGCGUUUCUUGACUUCCCUCAGAGAAGUCAUUUCACCUUUCUGUUCCUUGAUUUCCUCUUAUGUUAUUAUCCUGACCUUAGGUUAAAGCCUUGAGGACCUACAAAGCAAAUAUACAAUUUAAGAUCUAGAUAGUAUUGGAUUUAAAACAUAUUUAUUUCUUAAUAUUGUAACUGCAGGUGUUCACACCAUCCAUCUAAAUGUCCAGUUCUUUGGUAAUGCGGAUCAUCUCUUGCCCCCAGUGAUGUAUUGUUCCAAGCUCUAAUUGUAUACUAUGUAAGAAUUAUUUUUUGUUUUUAAUCAGUGAAAGUGAACUGUCCCUUUCCAGAAAUCUUAGGGAUUGAAGGUGGCACGUGGUAAGGAGGCAGCUUUGCAUUUCAACUGAUGGGUGAAAUAGUGUGUUUACAGUUAGCAUUCACAUUAAAACAUCCAAUUAGAUUUUGCACUGUUUCCAUUAGCAGUGCUAAAUGUGAACUUAUGUAUGUCACAACCCAGUGAUUUUGGUGCCUCGGCAUGAUGGAAUUUUCCCGCCACAUGAGAGCCUAAUGCACAGCAAAGGUUUUCUGUUGCAACAGAAAAACCCCGGUGCAAGGGAGUUCCUGCCAUUUGAAUGCAAAUUUGUGUCCCGCUAUUGGCCAGUUCUAAAUUAUUCCUACAUGGCGGCUAGUACUUGGCUUGCUAGCCGUUUAAAAUUUCGUGCGACUUCCGCCCAAGUCGGAUAACUUUGAGCACGCUGCAGAGUGCUUCUAAAAGAGAUCUGACUUGCGGCUGAGCUGAUCGAUAGACUGAUCACGUAUCGAUUCUUCUCCCUGUCGCCGAGCGCAAUCCCCGACAUACCCUUCCUCGCCGGCUUGAUUUGUGGACGGAUGAGCUAGCCUGAGCCCUGCCCUGGAGCAACUCACAUAGUUGUUCAAAUGACCAGACCGUCUGCGUCACAGCUACAAGAGGCGUAAGUAAAGUUUUGCAACCAUUAAGCUUUGUCCACCUCUCUAUUCACCAGCCCGCCCAACGAACGAGUAAUUACUAAAUCAUCUCGAGUCGGCUCUGGCCGUCCAAGACAUGGCGACGAGGAUGGGAUCUAAGGGUACGGUGAUGGAGAUGAACCUAAUCGGGUGCUGCCCCUGGUGCACCGGGACCCGCCGCGUAGAGAAUGCAAACGAUCUAUGGGCGCAUAUCACUUACCACCAGGCGGUAGAAGGAGAUGAAAGAAAUAUUGAUGGUUACUUCUCCGUAAAGAGAGAAGAAGCAGUCGUGAAAGAAUGGAGAACUAAGCUAUCCCUUGGGGAGUUCGGGUGCAUAAUGGGGAGUGACCGGGUCUAUUAUCGACCCCUGGAGGAAACAUCAACCAUAUCCUUAGCUGGGGUAAAGGCGCGGAAGGCAGAAAAGCUGGCCCCUGCUCAGGAGUUUGCUCAAUGCACUCAAUACUUAAGGGAAGGAGGGGAACCCACCCCCACGGACUGGUUCAACUGUCCGGAUUUGGUGCCUGGGUCGCGGGGCCAUGAGCUCCUCGUUCAGUUCCGGGAGGAUCUGGAAACUAAGGGCCGUCAUGUGCCGAGAUGGCGUUUAACUAAAUGGAAGAAGGGAAAGAUGAUGAAUGUGCUUUUCCGUACAGUAGCGGGUCUACUAAGGGAAUACGCAAAUUUAGAGGCACAGAUGCAUACGGCGGGUAAGGAGUCGCUGGAGCGGACAGCGAAGUGCUCCGGAGCGACUUCUAUCAAAAGCACCGGCCGUAUGAUGCCGCUAGCAGAAAAUGGCGCUGAAAGAAGCGUGAGCCAUCCGGGGAACCCGGAAAGGAGGGGCGGAGUUUCAGAAGACCCGGCGGGGAUCUGCCUAGUGACUCCGCCCCCCGAGGUAAUGUUUUUCCCAACGGCCCCACCUCCUUGCCACGGGGAGGGGGCAAUGGGAGGAGGGAUGUACCCAGCACUCCCAGAUGAAGAAUUUAACUCUUUCUCUGCUGCAGCUCACCCGAUAGCUGUGAUGAAGCAUAUUGCGGAUGAAGAAGGUACCACACGUACCACUGUCAUCUCUCGCACACACGCCCGACCAGAAAUUCAGGAACUUUGUAGAGAAUCUAAAAUAAAACCAGAAGAAACCUUGGCCAUGUGGUUAGGACAAUUAAUAUUGUAAUUUGGAUCUGACACCUUAGACAAGGAAGAAGCGAGUGCCCUGACCCGACAAGUGGCAUGGAGCGGAGGGCGUGCUACCGACUUGAAUGUGGUCACGGACAGUGCCCUCUGGCCCAUCCCGCUCCCGGUGCUCGUAGUGGGACAGGUAACCCACAAAUUUCACACCUGGCAUGAAGGCCGCCCGCAGAAGGCUACUGCAGAGCAACUCCUCCUGGCCAUAGUCGGGGUGUCAUAUCUUUCAUGGAGCCUGAGAAUGAAUCCAAUGGGACUAACAGCAGUCCAAUGCAAAGAGAGAUGGGCUCAUCGCCACCUAUCAAACCCCGGGGCAAUUCCAACACCCCUGGAAGCUAUAGAUGGCUGCGUGGAGGUAUACGGAGGAGCAAAUGCCAUUACACUCUGACUCUUUUUGAACCCAAUGGCGGGUCAACCAGUGGGAAAUCUCUUAGGUCAUCUCCCACGACUGCAGGCACUCAUGAAGCAAGGUGAAGAAGCUUCUGAUGAUAUAAGGGACCGACCUUCAGCCUAGCCAGCCGAAACACUGAGAUCCAGACAUCAAGGGUUUAACCCCCGGUGAGAGCCAUGGUGGUCACCUCCAAGAACCCCGAAGGAAAGAACUACAAAGGAAAGGAAUAUGUUUGUAAGUCCGGAACGAGCGAGAAGAAAACCAAAGACUCAGUUGCGAAUUUUGGGAAAAAGGGCCCAGUAUCGUCUGGCCGAGACAUUAGGAUUCAAAUUCGAAGACCCACCAAAAAACAAAUAAUGGCCGUCGGCUCUGCCAGCGGCCUUCUCCAACUCAAACCUGACCCCACUGAUCCUCGUCCAUACGCCAAACUCACUGUUUACAACCCUACCGAUCCGGAUGACCAACAACAAGUAUUCUUCCUUCUUGAUACUGGAGCUCAAACCAAUGUAAUUACCUCAAUGAUACCUUACCAAAAGACCACCAAAACGAUCAAGGUACAAGGGCUUAACGCUAUCGCCGCCACAACGAAGGUCAAAUUUUGGGUCCAGGGCCACCGAUACCCCCUAGAGGCUGUCCUAGGGGGCAUCAACAUUUUAGGGAUCCCAGGGAUAAGAGGGCUUGACCUUAAAGAACAAGUGCUACAGGCAUUACCCGUUAUUAUCCCAGAACAGGAUUGGCAUCGACCAACGCUUCGUAACACCUCCACCUGGCGAUAUUGACCGAUUCCCAACUAAGGGUCCUCUAAAACAGUCCCUUACUGACCUCCUGCGGCGACUCAAGCAAGGAGGCUGUAUUAAGACCGUAACUGCCAGCACCUACCUGUCAUCAGGAUGGGGAGUUGCGAAACCUGGAAAGCCUAACGAAGCCCAGCUAGUCAUAGACUAUAGAGAGGUUAACAAAAGAUGUCAAGUACUUCAACAACCUAAUCCUUCUACUCUGCCACAAUGUAUGUUUGAGAUGGCACAAUUCCAACAAAGUAAGUGGGUCGGAGUCGCAUUGGAUCUAAAAAACAUGUUCUUUUCCAUCCCGAUAACUGAUCCGGAAGGAAUACUAAAUAUGUGUAUUGAUGGCAUUAUGUACAGGUGGACGGUUUGUCCACAAGGAUAUCGCAACGCUCCGUCACUAGCUGCUGGUGCCAUGAAUAAUACCCUAAAGAAUUUUCAAGCCUCAUACUCUCUUCCCCCAGAGGAGGAAUUGAGAAUUUGGAGUUAUGUCGAUGAUAUUGCCAUCAUGGGUUGCGAUAGUUCCGUAGUUGCUAGUAUAGUCAACCAACUAGUCGCUCACCUUCAAAGUGAGGGAUGGACGAUCAAUGAGGAAAAGUCAUGCCUACAUCCUGUAGAUGACAUCAUGUUCCUUGGCACUUGUUACAUCGGUUCCAUCCGCCACGGAAUCUCGCAUGAGGGUCCUAACAUCGAUCCAUUAAAAACAUUCCUCCCUGUCACUAAGAGGCACUUUCAACAGCUUUUGGGUCAUUUAAAUUGGUAUCGGCAUUAUGUUGGACCCAGUGAUUUGGCACUCCUUACCAAAUUGCAGCGACAGAUCCGUAACAAAUCCCGAAAGUCUACGCCCUGGAAGAAAGGAGAUCAGCAGAACCUGCUUCGCCUGCUAGCCACGGUUAAAGAUACACAGUUCCAUGCCAUCAAUCUAGGUGAGUCACUAACUGUAGCCCUUGGGUUCACCACAAACCACGUGUGGCCUGUCGUACAUAACCCUCGCGAUGAGCUAGUAUACACGGCCCAUAAGACACUUCAAGCGGCACAACAUUGAUAUGGAGCUGUAGGAAAAAUCCUCCUAGCCGAACAACUGGUGGAGCCAUUAGCAAGGGGGCAUGGGACGUUACGCGCUCCCAGUGCCACAUUGUUACCCUUGCUGGAUGCGGAAAGAGUCGACCCACAUUUUCAGGGGGAGUCUAAGACCUGGAAUACGCUAGUGCUUACUCACCAUUACAACUGGCAUUGCUGGAGGUUGGAAGACACGGCACCUGAUCCAAGCCCAGAAGAUGAGGAGAAGGUCCCUACACUGUAUGGAACUUCUGCCCCGGCGUGGAUGGCCUCAGAUGGAACCUCCCGACAUGGCAGUGGCUAUGGGUACUAUUGCAAAGCUUGUAACGAUAGGGAAAUAUUUCAAGCCGACCCAGAUGAUAAUUCGGCCCAAAAAUGUGAAUUAUUAGGAUUCCUCAAGGUACUAGAACAUUGUCUGACACGUUAUAACGACUCGCUCCCCGUUCCAAUCAUCGCAAUUGAUUCGCAAUACAUGUAUAAAAUUCUUAUCGGUACAGCUUUUCCCUCCGGAAAUUUGAAUGAUUGGCAAGACAUCUCGAAAACGUUAACUAAAUUUGUACGCCUCCCGUUGAUUAGGCACACUAAGUCCCACCGUCCGGAUACUGAUCCAGUACAUGAGGUCAUUGAUAAGCUCUUAGAAGAUCCACUCCGGACCGACAUAGUCUUGCCUAUCACAUCUACCUCCGGUCCUGAAGUAAAUACAUUCCUCAUGUGACUUCACGAAAAUCGGGGUCACCCAGGGCCACGGGCCUGCCAUCAACGUUGGUGCCGAACCCUUAUGGAGCCGGCCCCAUACAGAGCUCGGCGCGAUUGGGAAAAGGUAGCUCAGGCCUGUGAGAUAUGUGCAAAAGAAAAGUGCCAUAGAACCAAACAUCAACUCGGAGCUUUCGAUUCUUCACGGUUUCAGGCAGGAAAAGUUUGGCAGGUAGAUCUGUUAGGACCUCUCCCAGGGUCUAAACCGCCAAAUAAAGGAUUAGUUGUUGUCGACUUGGGAACUAGACAGUUACAAGUUAUUCCCUUACGAAAAAGCAAUGCCACUGCCGUUAUUUCUGCCUUAACUGCUGUGUUUGCUACCUGGCAACCCCCUCAUGAGAUUCAGUCUGAUGGGGGACCCCUGUUCAACUCUAACUCUCUAGACAAAUUUGUUCGUCUUCACAAUGUAGCCUGGCAUCUUCAUCUGCCAUACCACCCGCAGUCCAACGGCGUUGUCGAAAGACACAUAGGCCUGUACAAAGAACAACACCACCUUAGAGGAGGAGGGACAUUUAAAAACUGGACUAAAUUCAAUCAUGACUUUCUCAUCUCACUGAACACUGCUAAACCGUUAUGGGACGAAGCUAAUGUCCAGAAACCCCCACCUUGGGAACCCAAGUUCCAGCCAGAUGAGUUAGUGUGGAUCUCAAUACCGCACCCCCAUCAGUCUCAUCCACAAGUUCACAAAGGAACAGUUCAACGGUCGGGACAAUAUCCUAAUACCUAUUCUGUCCAAUUAGAAGAAAAGCCCAAUCAUCCUCCUAUUAUCAUUCAUCACAACUGGAUGACUCGCCGUUCCGACGUUCACCCAGUAUCCUUACAGUGAAAUCAAUUAUGAGUCUCUUUUGUUUUGUGUUGUUGUUCUCUUUCUUCACAGGUCUAACCCCAGCAAAGUAGUAAUCCACAACCGCCCGAUUGUGAGAUUCGUCGAGCACCAAACUACAGUUCAUUCGAGUCAAUAGAGUGAUGGUUGUGAAGGAGACACUGAGACGGCGAACGUCCAUUCGCUCAGGACUUACUAUAACACUAUUCUCUCUCAUUUUAUUAAGUAUUUUAUUGACAUUGCCUGUUAAUAGAAGAAGACGGACUGACUACUAAACGAGGGGAAUCCCAAGCAGAUGUUCUCCAAUCAGACGAUAAUCAAUAGUUGUUGUUAUAUGUUCAAGUUAUUAUAUUUUAUAGUUUGUUAAGAAGACCGGUCUAUCAAAUUGUUUUUUUGUACAUAUAUAUUUGUAUUGGUUGUUAAAGCUUUGCCAGGUCAGUAAAUCCUGAAACAAAGAUUCCUUAUGAUGUACUUGUGUCUAAAAUUCCAGUUGCGCCAUCGGCAAGGGGGCAUGUCACAACCCAGUGAUUUUGGUGCCUCGGCACGAUGGAUUUUUCCCGCCACAUGAGAGCCUCUUUCACAGCAAAGGUUUUCUGUUGCAACAGAAAAACCCCGGUGCAAGAGAGUUCCCUCCCUUCAAAUGCAAAUUUGUGCCCCGCUAUUGGCCAGUUCUAAAUUAUUCCUACGUGGCAGCUAGUAAUUGGCUUGCUAGCCAUUUAAAAUUUCGUGCGACUUCCGCCCAAGUCGGAGAACUUUGAGCACGCUGCAGAGUGCUUCUAAAAGAGAUCUGACUUGCGGCUGAGCUGAUCGAUAGACUGAUCACCUAUUGAUUCUUCUCCCCGUCGCCAAGCUCAAUCUCUGAUGUACCCUUUCCCCGCCGGCUUGAUUUGUGGAUGGAUGAGCUAGCCUGAGCCUUGCCAGCUGGAGCAACUCAUGUAGUUGUUCAAACGACCGGACUGUCUGCGUCGCAGCUACAAGCGGCGUAAGUAAAGUUUUGCAACCAUUAAGCUUUGUCCGCCUCUCUAUUCACCAGGCCACCCAACGAACGAGUAAUUACUAAAUCACCUCGAGUCAGCUCUGGCCAUCUGAGACAAUGUACAUGAGAAGUUAAUGUUUCUGUAAGAAAAAAGAAAACUGUAACCAGAUGUGUCUAAACAGCCCUCCUCAGACCUGGUCUUUCAUCUCUGAAGUAGCCAUGAACCUGAUCUUGAACAAUAAGCUCAUCCAGAGUGGAAUUCUUCUUGGCCUGUUUUCUGCUUUAAAUGUGCAAUAUAUCUGGUUCUGGCUUUACUUAUUGCCCGCCAACUGAGGUCUGAAUGGAGCCCAACUUGUAAAUGGGUUUAGAGAGUGUUUUUGGUAUCUGUACUGGGUGCUGAGCCAGUAAAUUGGCAUGUAGGGCCAGAUCCUCAAGGCAUCUCAGCUUCCACUUACACACCUAAAUUAGCAGUUAGUUUCUCCAAAGACCUGCCAAUAGUUGCUGAGAUCUUCUGAAACCAUGGCCAUAAAUGUUUCAAGGGGAGCUGGAGGAGGACAGCCUCUUGUGCCUGCUUGCCUCAUUCUGUUUCUGGUACCCAACCUGAGGAAGAGCUGGACAGAUGCAUAACACUUCACUGCAGCUGCUCUGUGAAUAUCAAAUGAGAAAUAUUUCGCGGCUUUGUUCUCCAUGGUUGGCAGACUAAUAUAUCACUAUAACCAGAUAGCAUUUCCUGUUAAAAGCAUGAUUGCAAUUGGAUUCUGAGUUUCACUACCUGUCUGAAAUGAUCAUAGGUACCUAGGAGAUUCUUGAUUGGAUUGGACUCAAAAUUGAGUCCAGCAUCCUGUCUCUCUACCAGGGUUUCAUUGGUAGAUAUAAACAUGAUGCUGUAAACAAAUAAAGAAUAAUAUGUCUCCCCUUAGUUCUCAUACUGGUGUGACGGACUUACCUGACUGAGCUCCAAUCUGUCCUGGGGCUCAAGAAUCCUUACUUCUGAUGGGUGGAGCCAGUCCACCAAUCAGGAACAAGCUGAGGAAAGCGGGCACCGCCCUUUUCCCAAAAGGAGGGGGAGGGGAGUGGAGCUCUCUAACCUAAUUGCAGACUGCAGUGUGGCAGGUCUGCUGGACUUGAGGGGCAGAGCCCCUGAAGUGUACAAAAAGAGAGCAUGCAGGGCAUGCAGGGCAGAUGCAGCAUGGGGCUCAAGAACAGCGGAGCCAAGAAAAGCUGGGGAGAGCUGCCCUAGCGGGUGAUAGCCCUGGGCUCCUGAAGACAUCACUGGAGGAAUCGCCACCAGAGCCUCGACCCUGGGAGCAGGGAGAGCCUGCUGGGGCCCCCCACAUGAUGCACAGCCCAGUGCAUGGGGCCAACCCUGGUUGCUGCAGGAGGCAGCUUGGGUCCCGGGAUACUUAGUGCACAUAGCAGUGCAUGGGGACACCAGACCCUGGGAGCUGCAGAUGGAGGCUCGGGUCUGCUACCCUCAGUGUGUGGGUGAGAACCCCAGUGCAUCUGGAGGUGCAUGGAGGUCACCAGACCCUGGGAUUUGCAUUUGGUGGCUCAGGUCUGCUACCCUCAGCAUGUGGCCAAGGACUUGGUGCACAUGGUGGUUCGUGGUGCCCUAAGCCAUGGGAGUGGUGCCAUACCACUUGAGUUUGCACCCCCUUCCCCAGCAUGAGGCCAGGCACCCAGGAGGCACUAGUGGGGUGCAGGAGAGGUCCGGCGGUCCAGAUUUCAGGACCCGCAUGAGGCGGCCCAAGCCCCAGCACAAGGCAGGAGGCAAGGCCUGGGCAUUGGGACCCGCAUGUGGAGGCCUGAGCCGCAGUGGAGGACAGAAGGCAGGGCCCCAGGCAGCCCCAACAAGGCACCCAUGGCUCUGGGAACUGCUCGCAGCCUGCUACCCGGAUCCGUGAGUACCCGGGGAAUGGGUCCCCCUCCCCAGGAGGGGAGGCCCUGAAAGGGGAAUCUGGCAGGAUCAGGGGCCAGGUAGACCCAUCUUGGGCUGAGGAAGUACUGGGACCCUCCUCCCCCAAAGCAGGUGCCAGGGUUGCCACCCUAAGGGAACAGUAAAUAGUCUGUGCCACAAAGGGCGGGGGGGGGGGAAGAUUGCACCUCCCAUUUUGUAAAUAGUUAUAUUUUUUAUUGAUUGAUAGAUAGAUAGAUAUGUUGUCAUUAUUUUAAUGUGGCCUGGGUUAUGUCAGCAGAUUGAGGUUUGAUUGUGUUGUUGUUCUUGCUUGAACUUAUCUGUGGAUACCUGUGUUUACUUGCCUUGCUAUAUUUGCCUGUGGUUAUUGUACAUAUUUAGCUGUGUUUUUAUAAAUGUGUAAAUAUUGAUAUUACUUAUAUAUUAAUAGCAUCGUCUUUUUUUUUUAAAGGAUUUUGGUAAACAGUAAUAAAUGUGUCCCUGCCUGGCUCUAUAGAGACAGGAGGGAACUUCUCACCGGUGGCAGAGCCCUCACAGCACUCUUGCUUGACCACCCCAUCCCUUCCACUUGCAGACAGGGCACACCUCUGGAUGUACCCAGGCUACACUGGUUUCUGAUAAUGGGACUACUUUAAGACCAGAAGUACAAGGUUUAAUCUCCUUUUCCAAAUAGGUCAUCAUUAAUUAUGGUAACUGUAUGUAAACAGACCCUUUCUUAAGAUUUUGGCCUCAGUGCUUUUCUGUGGCAGCAAGUUCUGUGGAUUAAUUGCAGAUUUUUUUUUCAUUCAUCAGGAAUGAUGGAUAAAAGCAUAGUGUUAGUCUUCUGUAAACUUUAAGAACAGGUGCUUAAGACUGAAGGGGUAUAAAAGACUGAAGGGGCACUGGUUUCUUUCUUUUCCCCCUUCUUUUUCUGUUUCCUGGCUUAAGUGGAAGAUUGGCAGAGAAGGAGCACGGCUUUGACCCAAAUGAAACAUUUUGACCAGUUUCAUUUGAUGUUUUAUUUUC